This is a messenger RNA of Penicillium paradoxum, 1383 nucleotides long. It is a transcript of the gene hxkB, whose product is annotated as putative hexokinase. NCBI's taxonomy places the organism in Eukaryota, Fungi, Ascomycota, Eurotiomycetes, Eurotiales, Aspergillaceae. Gene Ontology annotation, biological process: intracellular glucose homeostasis; glycolytic process; glucose 6-phosphate metabolic process. Gene Ontology annotation, cellular component: mitochondrion; cytosol. The record is from RefSeq and is a predicted model, not a curated record. The transcript has 4 exons. Gene Ontology annotation, molecular function: fructokinase activity; glucokinase activity; D-glucose binding. Bases 1 to 1383 code for a protein of 460 amino acids.
AUGAUCAUGCAAGGGUUCCGCUAUCGCCCAGAGCUGUUGGAAGGGGUGGCCGAAGAGCUCACUCAGGAAUUGAGGAAAUACGAAGACUGGUUCAUGGUGGAUGGGUCGAAAUUGAAGGCGAUCACGGCCCAUUUUGUGGAGGAGCUGGAAAAAGGGCUUUCAAUCGAAGGCGGGACUAUCGACGCUGACUUAAGGCUCGAUGUUGUGCUGAAGCCCAUGAACGUCACAUGGAUCAUGGGAUACCCAACGGGCCGUGAAAAAGGACGCGUUAUCACCGUUGAUAUGGGGGGAACUAAUCUGCGUCGGAAAUAUAAACUUCCGGACGAAGUCAAGACAUCCACGAGCGAAGCCUUGUGGGAUUUCAUUGCGGAUCGGGUCGGAUCGUUUCUCAAGGAUAGUCACCGGGAGAUGGACCCGUCAAAACCGCUGCCACUAUCGUUCACUUUCUCCUUUCCAGUCGAUCAACACUCUAUCCGAAGCGGUGUUCUGCAGCGCUGGACCAAAAACUUCACUGUCGCCGGGGUGGAAGGCAAGGAUGUACACGUCCCGGUGAAAGUGGUUGCGCUGAUCAACGACACGGCGGGAACCCUCGUUGCAUCACAUUAUCGGGAUCCCCAGAUCGCGAUCGGUAGCAUCUUCAGCACCGGUUGCAAUGCAGCAUAUAUGGAGAAAUGUCAGGACAUCCCGAAGCUCCGCGAUGCGGGGCUGCCCGAAGAUGCAAAUGUAAUCAUCAACACCGAGUACGGCGCAUUUGAUAACGAGCGCAAGGUGCUGCCCCUGACGCCGUUUGACUACCAAAUUGACAAGGAGUCAGCUCGUCCAGGCACCCAAAUAUUUGAAAAGAUGGUGGCUGGUUUGUACAUAGGGGAGAUGUUGCGCCUGGUCAUGGUCACCUUGCACGAACAAGGCAUACUGUUCAAGGGCCAAGAUGUCACCCGCCUUCGAACAGAGAACACCUUGGAGGCAUCGUUUCUGUCUACUGCCGAAUUAGAUAUUUCAGACAGUCUCACUGACAUGAAAGAAGAAUUCGAGGAGCAUCUCGGUCUGAAGCCCUCGCUGGACGAGUUGAAGGCCAUCCGAUACCUUAUCGGCCUGAUCGCGACGCGUGCGGCGCGUCUCUACUCGUGCGGCAUUGCGGCCAUCUGCAAGAAGAAAGGGAUCCGGCAGUGUCAUGUCGGGGUGGAUGGCUCAGUGUUUAAUAAAUACAGCAUGUUCAAGGGUCGAUCAGCACAGGCUCUUCGUGAAAUUUUUGACUGGGACCCAGACAGCUUGGAUCUCAUUGCCUUGAACGCUGCCGAGGAUGGAUCUGGUGUGGGAGCAGCUUUGGCUGCGUGCUUGACCCUGAGCCCGGAUGAGAUAGUAGAAUGUGAAACAGAGGAAUAG